AUGAGGUCCAAACACCAGACUAUCUUAAUCGAGGAAUUGAUUCAAUGGUAUCGCGAGAAUGGAGAGUAUUGCAAACGUCCAUUUAAAAAAACACUGGUUCAUGAAUUGAAGGAAAAUGGGAUUCUCAUGUAUUCUGAAUCGCUGGACGAGUGGGAACUAUGGCAUCACUUUGAAUGGGAAUUGGAGGCCGAUGAGGACGAUGAGGAUGAUGAUCCAAGAUAUUAUGUGGAUUCCGAUCACGAAUGUCCCCCCGAUGAUGAGGAUCUGCGCCGUGAAUAUGCCGGGGAAGAAUACUUUGAUUAUUUAGAGUAUCCCGAUGAUUAA
Molecule: messenger RNA, 324 nt
Organism: Talaromyces rugulosus
Lineage: Eukaryota; Fungi; Ascomycota; Eurotiomycetes; Eurotiales; Trichocomaceae
Exons: 2
Coding region: 1-324 (107 amino acids)
Source: RefSeq, a predicted model, not a curated record